AUGAGUUUCAAAGGCUAUAAAGAGAAAAUUGAAGACGGCGAUGUGGUUAUUCUGUAUCUAAGUAAUAAUCUUCACGCUAUAGAAGUGUGUACAGAAAUUAAAAACAAAAAAGGAGAAAUGGUAGAAAAUGUUUACCAAACAACGUUUGGUGCUCUCAAAGUAAAAAAUUUGAUUGGAAUUGAGUAUGGGAGCAGGGUAGAAUUAUCAAAAGGCUGGGGCCAUGUUAUUCAGCCAACACCAGAGCUUUGGUCACUAACACUUCCGCAUCGAACACAAAUAAUAUACACACCAGACAUAAGCAUGAUUCUAUUGCAAUUAGAUCUAGUACCUGGAUCUAUUGUUGUUGAAGCAGGUACUGGCAGUGGAUCUUUAACUCAUGCUUUAAUUAGACGGGUAAAACCUAAUGGGCAUGUUUAUACAUUUGACUUCCAUGACCACCGUGCUAAACUUGCCAAGGAAGAAUUUGAGUCACAUGGCAUAGCAGAAUAUGUAACGGCCCAACAUAGAGAUGUGCUAGAAAAAGGAUUUAGUGAACAAGUAACUGGUCGCGCUGAUGCGGUGUUUUUGGACCUACCUAAACCAUGGGAUGGAGUCCCACAUGCUGUGGACGCUAUAAAAGCUCAAGGUACGUUCCAUUUUUAA
Molecule: messenger RNA, 642 nt
Organism: Pieris macdunnoughi
Lineage: Eukaryota; Metazoa; Arthropoda; Insecta; Lepidoptera; Pieridae
Source: the annotation of a GenBank genome assembly